AUGUUGGAGGACCGUCCCUGCCUCGUCUCGAGAGACUACCCGAGACCGCACGAGCGAGAAGCCAAUUGGCACAUGAGUUACCUUCAUGAGAAGCCCGACAUCCAGCCAAACAAGCGCCUGCUCGACACCACCAACAAAGACGACCAAAUCCUCCCCAUUCUAAAACUCCCCAAGCAAUCUGCCGGUGGCACCAUUCACACCACCAACACGGCCGGCAGUGACAGUAAUCACGACUCGAGCUCGUUGAUACCAGCCAUCGGCCGUGACAACUCCAUCAGCUGCCUCCUCCGUUGCUCCCGGGCUGACUACGGGCCUCUGGCAUCCCUCAACUGCUCCUUCCGCUCCCUUAUCAAGUCCGGCGAGCUCUACCGUCUGCGCCGCCUGCACGGGGUGGUGGAGCACUGGGUUUACUUCUCUUGCCAGCUGCUCGAGUGGGAGGCCUUCGACCCGGCCCGCCGCCGUUGGAUGCAAGUCCCUCGCAUGAACUCCAACGACUGCUUCGUCUUUGCCGACAAGGAGUCCCUCGCUGUUGGCACCGAACUCCUCGUCUUCGGCCGAGACCUCACCACCCACAUCAUCCACCGCUACAGCCUCCUCACCAACUCGUGGGCCCCCGCGCCGGGACCCUCUAUGCACCAGCCUCGCUGCCUCUUCGGCUCGGCCAGCUCCGGCGAGAUUGCCAUCCUCGCCGGAGGCUGUGACUCCGGCGGCAACAUCCUCAGCUCAGCGGAGCUGUACAACUCUGAGACGGGCACGUGGACGAGGCUUCCAAGCAUGAGGAAGGCCCGGAAAAUGUGCUCGGGGGUUUUCAUGGAUGGGAAGUUCUAUGUGAUCGGAGGGAUCGGGGGGUCCGACUCGGGGCUACUGACAUGCGGGGAGGAGUUCGACCCGGCGAACGGGACUUGGACGGAGAUACCGAACAUGUCUCCGGUGAAACCGGCGACAGGGGAGGGCGGUGGGGGGCCCACGCAGCUGCCUCCGACGGCAGAGGCACCACCGCUGAUAGCGGUGGUGAAAAACGAGCUUUACGCGGCGGAUCAUGCGGAGAUGGAGGUGAGGAGGUACGAUAAGGAGAGAAGGGUGUGGGUGGGAGUGGGGAGGCUGCCGGAGAGGGCGGACUCGAUGUACGGAUGGGGAAUGGCAUUUAGGGCUUGUGGGGAUAGGUUAAUUGUGGUGGGGGGCCCAAGGAAUGCUGGGGAUGGGUUCAUUGAGGUUAAUUCGUGGGUCCCGGGGGAAGGGCCUCCGAGGUGGGAGCUGCUCGGGAGGAAGAGGUCGGGAAGUUUUGUUUAUAACUGCGCGGUCAUGGGGUGCUGA
Messenger RNA from Striga hermonthica, 1314 nucleotides. The record is from the annotation of a GenBank genome assembly. Lineage: Eukaryota; Viridiplantae; Streptophyta; Magnoliopsida; Lamiales; Orobanchaceae.